Molecule: messenger RNA, 10427 nt
Organism: Homalodisca vitripennis (glassy-winged sharpshooter)
Lineage: Eukaryota; Metazoa; Arthropoda; Insecta; Hemiptera; Cicadellidae
Exons: 10
Coding region: 438-2300 (620 amino acids)
Source: RefSeq, a predicted model, not a curated record
CUAGAUACUGAAGUGUAACGGAUGACAGUACUUCACAGUCACUGCUUGUCAGUAAGCUAGUGAUUGUAGGAGGUUUGAUCAUUGGCGAUGGUUUAGGUCUAGUUAAGAAGUUAAACGUUUUUUUGUGGAAGAUAUAGUCUAUAAAAGUUUUGUUUAUUAGUGGUUUUUAAAUGGGUGGUUUUGACAACAAUUGAAGUGAAACGUGAUUUUUUUUUAAAAGGGUUUCUCAAUAUUGCUUGUCAAAUUCAAUGCAUUUAUAAAAGGCCAUGAUGAAUGUUUUAAGAAUUUUUUGAACAGUUACCAUGAACUAUAUUUUCAUUGUCUUAUACUUCAAUUCAUAAGAAAUAAAGCUGAGAGUUUAUCACAUGUUUAUCUAUUAUAAAAAGAAAUUGUGAAACGUCUUUCAUUAACUUAGAAUUUACUUAUACACUUUUGUAAUGGCUUUUCCUGGUGCAAGUUUUUUGAAAACCCCAACAGCUCUAGAACAGUUACUGGAAGAAAUUAAUUUUCAAAGAACUAAAGAAAUGAGACAGUUGCUCAAAGAUGAUUCUGGAUUUGUUGUUCUCCAAGGUUCCUCGUACUGGACUGAUUUGUUUGUGCGACAUUUUCUUUUCCAAGCUGAACAUUGCAUUGAUGGAGACGAUUUGUUAUUUUUUGUUCGAAAGAAACACAUCAAAGGAUCUCCACGAUACUUACCAAAAUAUGAGACCGAGGUGGAAGUGUACCGUAAGGACAGCCGGAAACUGCCAAUAGGUGACCCAGAACUAGAUUGGGAGGAAACCGUCUACUUGAAUCUCAUUAUUCACCAGUUCGACUACACACUUACACUGGCUAUAUGCACUCGAACCUCUCCCAAACAACUGCAGGUCCUGAGAAGACAUUCACAAAAAGUGUACGCAUCUCCCAGUCGUCGCAGAAUGGACACUAAGGGGGAAGUGGAAGAGAUGACGUAUCCUCAUGUUUGCUUCAUGGUCGAUAACUUCAAUGAGGUAUUCUGUGACAUCAUGGUGCGAGAUGGGGAAAUGGUCUGUGUGGAGUUGGUGGCAUCGGACAGAUCAGGCCAUAUUCAGGCUGUUAUCUUUCUUGGCUCCAUCAGAUAUGAUGCACUCAAGAGGGUUUACGAUGCCAGGGCAAGUAUGAGCAGCAAGAUGGCGCAGAGGAUGACAUUCGGCCUGUUCUCCAGCCAGGCAGCCCAGAGAGUGGAGUUCGUCCGCAUGAAGGGACCGCAGGGGAAGGGUCAUGCUGAAAUGGCCGUGACGAAACCUAAAGGUAGCUAUAGCACUGUGAUAGAUGUUAUAACCGAGGUGAGAGGACUGACCAUAAAUUUACAGUGUCUUUGUGCAGGGUAUGGGGCAGAGACACCGACAUCCGAACCCGGGCUGUGUGCCAUUGACAUGUGGGACUCGGAUUGGGAUGAGGAUCCAGAAGACUUUUAUGUCUACAGGCAUCAGAGAAGGCUCAGUGACCCAAGUGCUAACCUUAACAAUUUUGUGCGGAGUGGAUGGCGGACCAAGGCGUACGAAGCCAAUGGCCCUGGCACACGCACUCGCUCGGAGAACGAUGGCUUGGACUCGAUGGCUAACGGACUGGCGGAGAUAGAGGCGGGGGACGUGAGAGAUGAUUGUUCGAGCGUUGGUUUAGUUUCACCACACCCCGCCACCACCACUCAUUGUCCUUGUCAAAAUCAGUGCAUGGGCAUGCAAGCACGUUCCGAUACACUAGUCCUGCCGCAAGCCCCGCCGGAGGCUCCGUCCACCAGCAGAGGGGAGGUGGGGGCGAGCAAGGACGAUGAUGACAGUGAUGAGGAUGAAUUUCAUGACUGCCUCUCGUGGGGUGAGGCUGAUCUAGAGGUGGGGGUGGAUGUGGGCGCUAUGGCGGACCCACCCCCACUCCCGCCCAAGUGCACUUGCACCAAAGAUCAUACACCCGCCACUGCCAGGCCGAAUUGCACCAACUCACUUCCCAAAAUGUUCAAAGACUCGGCUAACCGUAGGAUGAAAUGGUUGAACCGCCAAAUGCCACCUCACAAAAUUGCACCAGACGGUACAACAGUUCACUAUUGGUGUGAUGUGCCAACUAGAAGGGCCUCAUUCAACGGCCGUAGUUAUGAACUAGACGAUGGUGCUUAUAAUCCUCUCUGGACAAUGAGGGGCUUCACCCAGACUUUCCACUUUUGGAAGGAGAACAAGAGAGCACAGUCGGUUCCUCUCAACGCUUUCCUCACGUACAUUACGCUGCCGUGGUGGAGCAUAGCUAAGGAUAUCCUGGACCACAGAGAAGAGCCGAUUCUGACGUUCUAGUCACUUUGGACUCUCUCCCGUGUGUGCCUACUUCUUGUGGUAACGUGACAGUGCCGGGACUUAUUUUGUACAAGUAAAAUAGUUUCUCGUUUUCCAAGUGUAUAACUCACAGUGUCUUGUCAUGUAAAGGCUGUUUAUCACUUCAUCUAUACUUUAUUUAUUUUUUAUUUUUAUAAUUUUUGUUUAUAUCACUUUGUAGGGAUCUAGUGAGUAUUAUAUUUCUUAGUGUGAUAUAUCAGUGCAAUGAACACAUUAUACUUAAAGAACUUUAAAAGUUAGGGGAAUUAAAGUGAUGUAAUUAAGAUUUUUGUUACCUUAGUACUGUUAAAUAUUAUCGUAAUGGCUUAAUUUAUUUUUAUGUUUUUUAUACCAACUAAAAGGUUAUACCGAAUUUUUGUUGAUAUUAUUUUAUUACUAAUAUGUUUACUACGGUUUACACUUAAUAAUGAUAAUUUACUCAAAUUUGUCUAUUUAUAUAUUAUUAAGGUUUAAUUUAAUUUCAGUUAAGAAUUUUAUUUCAAUGCCAUAAUUUUGUAAUGCACACCAUAGCUGGUAUGUGAAAGAGGAAUUCAAAAUAAAAAGUUUCAUGAUACAUAUCAAUCAAAAAGAAGGUAACAUGUUUUAACUUAUCAUUUGGAAUUAUUGUCAUAAUAAUCAUUUCAAGAUAAAGUUUCGUAUUGGUAUCUUUUCCGGGUGUAUGAAAAUUCAAAAACAUAGCUUAUGCAUCAGGUUGUAAUGAAGUCAAGGGAUGUUUAAGUGUUACAGCACUGCACUACAGAAUGCAUAUUACGUAUAAGGAGAAUACAUGUUGUAGGGUUUAAUGUAAUUUACUUCCAUUCUCACUCUAGAGUAAAGUUUUUUACUCAAUCUUUGUUAUGAACUGUAGUAUGUAUCUUCUUUACCGAUCAAGAAUAAUAUAACCAUGUCUGUAAUAUACUUCUAAACACAUGGUGGACCAGUGUUAUACUUCAUAAAAUUAUAUGGCUUUAGAGGUGGGAGUGCAGAGGUUUUAUAAAAACCACCGCAAUUUUGUGGUGCUUUUUCACUAUUAUGCUUUAUUUGAAAAUACAUCAUUUUUAUUGUACUAUCCUACACUUUAUUUCGUUUGAUCAUAAAGUUAUGUUUUGAAUGUUCCAUACUCCUGGAGAAGAGAUUAGAUUGGUCUCAUUAUGUUUUGAAACAAACAGUAAAGCAUAAUGAUGGUAAAUAAAUAUCAGUUACUUUGUUUUAAACCCCUGGAACUGGCAUAUCCGAUAACGGACAGUCACAGCCAUCAAGCUUUUUAACAUGUUUUAUUACGUCCCUAAAAUACGAUCAAACAGUAUCAGAUUCAAUACUAAUUGAAAAAGGAAUGUUUGAUUUACAUAGAUAAUAAACCGUCUGAUCAUUUUAAUUUUCCAAUACAUGUCUUUAUGGUUUGUAAUCUUGAUUUCUGUACUUGUAACUGUGUACUAACACUAUGUGCUAAUACCUGGUUAGUCAGCCAGUUUACUCAGCUGUUAUUAUUCCACUGGUUGGAUUUUUUUCUUAUUUACUUGUUUACAUUGUUUUUUAUUUGGAUAUUUCACACAUUGUUCAUAGUAAUAGGUUUCUAAUGAGUUACAUAGUAUAAAAAUAUCAGUUAAACUUUGUACUUGUAGUUACUACAGUUAAGCUUGGACAAUGAAAGUGGACCAAUUUCAAGUUUAUGCUGAGUUGCGAUUUAAAAAAAUGUGUGUUAUGUUAUUUUAAUUUAAAAAUUGUAAAAAAAGUUAAGCCUUGUAGUUUUUGUUAUUAAUACUCAAAACUAAAAAAACUUUGAAUGAACUUUCUAUAAAUAACUUGUUAUUGGAGCUAAACUCAACAUUCACAUAGCUUGUUGUAUUUGUAAAGAUACAGUAAGUAGCAAUAAAAUAUUAUUCAUAACUUGCAGAACAAAUAUUUCUUGUUAAAUUCCUUACUGCUGUAUGAUAUACUUAUUUCAUACCAUACUUAUGAUAUUAAAAAAUAUAACAAGAUGGUACUGUAUAACUAAAAAACCUUUUGCCACAAAGAAAAAUCUAACUGCCAGUUCCAGGAAUAAUCAGUCCACUGUCAAUUUUAGCUUUUAUAAGCACAUAACCUAAUUUCACAUUAUUUUAUUAGAGAAAUACGUCAGACUCUCAGCUAAUUACUAAGAAACGCUAUGAAUGUUUGGCAGCUUCAUAAGAUACACUGUAAAUUAUAUAAAUGUUUCAUUGUUACAUUCGGUUAUAUUGUUCCAUAAUAAGUUACAAAUAUCCCUUACAGUUUGGUCGGAAGGUAGAUUUCCCUUGUGGCUGUCAUCUCAAAAUGUCACACUGAAGGUGCAUUAUUAGAUUAGAUGGUUACUUUGCACAACAAUUAUAGUACAAUGGUGCUCAUGGUUGGUAUGUUAAUAUACUAGUAACACUUUCAAAAAUUUAGAAACCUUCCAAAACAAAAAUCAUUAUAUACAUAUAAAUUUGUUUGUGAAAUCUUGGACUUGAUUUAUUUACAAUCAAUCCGAGAUUAUGUUUGUAAACAUGUUCACUUACGAUUCUAUGGAAUUGAGUAUUUUUAUAACAUUUGAACAGCCGCUGUUUUGAAACCUUAAGAGUUAUUGAAAAAUUAGUGAAAAUAAAAUUUGCAUGGAAUUACUUGAGGAAUUAUGUUGUGAAAUACCCGAGAUAACAAUGUUGCACAAGUAUGAAUGGCUGCCAUAUUGAAACCUUGUGAAGUUUGAGACUAGCUAGCAAACUUAUUUACACAAUGUGUAAGUAGGUUCUGUCGUAGUACAAAGUUUAAUUUGAAUCUGCUAGAAAUUAUAAAAAUUAUAGUGUUUACCAUUAUUUCCGCAAUAUUACUGUACAGCCUAUUUCUAUUCAACAUUUUCUAUGGCCCAUGUCUGAAAAACCUAAAGAAGUAUAAAAAAACAUGUAAGAACAUGCAUUAUUGCAAAUGACCUGAGCAUUCUAAAAUACUUUUUGUUUCACUCUACAGUGCAUAAUAAGUAUGAUAUAAAUCCUUUUCAACACUUUGAACAGUGUUAAAACCUUAAGAGGUGUCAAAAAAUUUGCAGACUAAGUUAUUGAAAAUUAUUCAAUAUUUUUCAAACAUAACACCCUGUAUAUACAUUUUUGGAUUAUGUUGGUGUUUGGGUUCAUGAUGGGAGAAUAUCCAAAAACAUCCUGGAAAUUCCAUCAUGAGAGUGAUUACAUUACUCAGAUUUGAUGAAAUCUACCCAACAGUUGUCAGUAUACAGAUGUUUAUAUAACUGUGGGUUAUACAUUAGGCUAUACAGAGUCUCAGUCAUUAAUAAGUUUGCUACUCAGUAUAACAAGAAUUGGCGUGUUCUGCAAUUGUAUCACAUGAAUCAUUUCAAUAACGCUAGACAAUCAAAAAUAUACAAGUGUUAGAAGUGAACAAAUUUUUCAAUUCUGUUACAAUUUUCAAUUAAAAUCAGAGUUUAACUUAAUACCUAUAAUAAUUCACUUUACAACAAUUCGUUCUCAAGCUUGGUGGCUGUUUAAGUUGUGCUACAAAUCUGCUUCUUUGAUCCAUUCGUCAGUCGGUUGAUACACCGUGGAUAUUUCUGUAUAAAAAUAAUGUGAGAUAAGGUUGUGUACUUGUACAAUGCAAAAUGGCUCUCACUCAGCUCUCAGACUAAUAAACAGAAUUCUCCUCUUCCUAAAACUAUUAAAUAUGGAUUUAGAAACAUAUUAAUUUAUAAUAUGUACUGAACCAAUCUUGUGCCUGCAAUAAAAUCUGCACCAACUGAUGAAGUUUCUUUGUUCCACAUUUACAGAAAACCUAAAUUUAUAGUGUAAACAGAUUUUUGUUACUGUACAUUUUACUCUCUUUACUACCUUGUGCUCUAUAAUUUAAUAUUUUAAGAUAACCUAAGAAAUCUAAAAUCUGAACAGAGUCAGGUCCUAUUCAGUUGGAUUAGCAGAACUUUAUUGUACUGUAUGUUUCCAGUCCUUGGUGUUGCAAAUGUCAUUGAGCCAGUUCCUUUCUCUAGUCAUUGUUAGAAUUUCAAAGUAAAUUAUUUUAUUUAUAAGGUUGAAUGAUCUGUUUUAUAGCUUUUAAAGUUGUAUUUAAAUGUAUUGAUAUUUGUUUUUUUUUAUUGAUUGAAGGUAAACAUGUGCUACUAGGUUUAAUCAAAUAUUCUACAGUUACAAUUUUUGCUCAUUAUUAAACACCAUAUUUUAACUUAUUCACAUGUGUACAGAAACUUUGAAUUUUUAGUGUCUUUAUUACAGAUUCAAAAUGGUCCUUUCAGUUUUGUAUUGGAAAUGUUAAUUUUCUGCCCAGUAUACAACAACUGUAUUCAAAAUCUUAUUUGUGAAAUAAAUGGAUAGUGUUCAUAAACAAAUCUGUUUAUAAUUUGGUAUAUGCCUCCUGAGGCAUAGCCUAGAUUGUAAAUUAAUCCUCCUGGGAGGAUAUUCAGGAUAGUUACAUUUCUACUUAUUAUAAUGAACCCUUAUUAUAUGAACCCAAGUAUCCGGUUUAACCCUUUCACUGCUAGGAAAUUUGUUUACUGCAUGUUCCCGUACUGUCAGGCCUUUCACCAGAGACUUGUCUUUUAACUGCUAACCAAGAGUUAGACAUUUUUAAGAGUUUUGUAAAAAAUCCAUAUAAUUGUCAUUUGUGAUCGUAGACAGCUUUGCUUGCUUUCUUUCUUAAGGAAAUUAGUAUUAGAGAUAUAUUAAAGCAUAUCACUUAAAAUCUUUAAAAAAAUAAAGACUUUUACCUUUUGUUGUGAGCUGUUUUAGUAUGAUUUGGUUCAGAAUGCUGUCAACUUAUCUCAAUUUCUUCCAAAUUCAUUAAUUUACAAACAAUACCUUUCUAAACCAGUAAAUAAAACAAACAAAAUUUUUGUUAGCGUUUUUAUGGAGUUAAGUAAAAUUUACUAAUUUUUAUAUACAAAUUUGGAAAUAAAAUACAUAUACAAAUGAAAUAACUCAGUUGCUCAUUGAAUUUCGUUAUAAAAGAAUUAUUUAUGUAUAAAAUGUUUAAUCCUAAACAUGACACUUAACUUUAAUUGAGUAACUCCUAAUGUAGCUUUUAAUAAAUUUUAUAAUUUUUGUAGUGGAUAACUAAUAAAACAGACACAGGUAGUUUAAGUGUGAAUUGCUGACAAGAGAUCAUGCAGACUGGCAGUUCAUAAGUGGCUUUUCCACAUUCAUGAAACCGGAUAUUGGCAGUAAAAGGGUUAACCAGGAUUUUUAUUGUUUAAAAAAUAUAUGUAAAUACGAGGUGUAGUUGUAAAAUAACCGGACUGAGGCUGAAAACAAAUUUUACUUACACAUAUUUACAAUUUGAUGUAACUUCUUGUACUGUCAAGUAAUUCUUGUACCCUUCAUUACACUUAUUUCAACAUUACAAAUGUUUCACUUGCUGAUUUUCCAAGUUUAAAAAGAAAUUUUAUGUUCACAAGUUAUUCUUUUUGGAUUCUCAACACACAGAUUCUUUCCGACACAGAAACUAAAGGCUACCAUAGUAAUGUUGCUUAGCUGGCACUACAAGCGGAAUAAAUACAGGAGCCAGACAAAACUCGAGGAGGGUUGGAAGGAAGUCACGUGACCGGCUACAUGAUAUUCAGUCUUAUUGUGUUCAUUCUGUGGCUCCACCAGUACCAAUCCGGUUAUUUUCUAGCCACACCUCAAUUUCCAAGCCUGAAGUUUGAUGUUAAAAAGAUAAGAGUUGUUGAACUUAGUCUGGUUGGCUAGUGAAAGAUUGUAGCAUUUGUAUAUAACGACCAAUAUUGGGAUGAUGUGAUACAUCAGUCAAACAUGUAACAUAUAAAACCUAGUUAAUUGUAAGUAUGGAGUAUUAACCCUGGAGAGGGCACAUGAAACAUCUACAUCAGAAGGCGCGCACGGUCAUUUAGACUAUGUUUCAAAAGAACACAUAUAUAUUGGAAACAAACGUAUUUAAUUGAUUUAAAUUAAUAACACAUGUAGUUGAUAAUUUGAUAAUUGUAUACAGGUAUUACACUACAAUGCAAUAUUUAAAAUCUAAAUUUUCAAGAGGUCUAAUAAUAACAGUAUAUUAUUCUUCAUCCUGAGAUUAUUCUGAUUCUUGGUUUCCCUUGACAAAGCGAGUACAUGCCACUUCUGUGUGUUGUGCCUUGCAGAUAUGUCGUUGACUUACAUGGCACCUAAUCCUGGUUUACAUGGCUUCUUAUCCUGAUUUUUCCUUUUUUUUCUCCAGUUGCGAUUGACACUUCUGUUUCGUCUCUCUCAUAGAUUUUGUGGAACUGCAGCAGGUUCAUCUUCAGAUAGUCCCAACACUUAACGGAUGUUUCUGGGCAUAUAAUUUUGGUGUUCUUGCAAGUACGGCAAACACAUUUUGGUACUUUCCUAUCUAAUAAGGUCCUUGAUUUUCCAUUUGUAGAGACUUGCGUGAUGUUCUACAUUCUGAGCCUCUUGACUUGUGUUUAGCUGAUAGCUUUGAUCCACUGCUCACUCUUCUUCACCAGCUGACAAAGUGAAACUGCCCUCAUCUGUCCUCAGUUAAUUUCAAUGUCAUCAUCUGGUGCAAGUACGUUUAUCGGUUGAGCAGCUACGAACAUUUGGAGUUUAGAUUCUCCUGGGUUUUCCUCUUCUCUAGCUAUUCUAUAUAUACACGUUUCCCAAAAUUCUUUCUCAUAUUUUCUUGCCUGUUUCUCACGAUUAUAAUUAACAGUGCUUACAUGUACAUGAUUUGGACAGUAUUACACUUCAAAAAAAUUUCACAAAUUUAAAAAAAUUAUUUGUACUUUACCUGUAUAUAAUUUACUCAGUAUAACAUUAUACAAAAGAGUUACACACUAUUUUAACACCAUUGACAAGUAUGUAAGGUUUAAAAAACGUUUAACCAUGGAAAACAUGGGGUAAACAACUCGUUGGAAAGGCGCUGUAAAAGAUUUAGAUCGGGUCUGUAUUGUAAGAUACACUGCAGCUACUUUAAUAGAGGGAAGGGCACAUUAACUAUGGUUUCUGAUGGUGUAUUAGUCUACUAGAAUGUAUUCAGAGGGAGAAAGCUAGUAGUUCAUUAUUCAAGAAAAUAUUCAUAUCUAUUGAGGAACCUGGUCUAAAACACUGUGACACACCUUCUAGAGUGUUAAUUAAAUUGUUAAUUUCACAACAAUUGUUUAAUUUGUUAGUUAAAUUUUUCUAACUUUCAUUAUUAGUACUACAACGUUGUAAUUGUAUCGUGGCUGUCUGUUUAGUUCAAAAUAACGGAAUAAUUUUGCCUGUUGGACUGUCAUCAAUUUUGUUAUAUAAUUAUAUCACGCCAGAUACUUGGUUAUAAAAUUAUUCACGCUCAUAUCUGUAUGUCUCUGCUGUCACCACAAUGCAAUGUAACGUGAUAACCUUUAAACAAUGACCAUUUGGUUAAUUACAAUGUUUUUAACUGUGUAUUACCUUUGAUUGUGUUAGUUGCAUAGGAGAUAAAUCAUUCAUACAGACAAGGUGUUUUGAGGUCCGGGGAUUAUUUCAGUUAGUUCUGAGGUCCGAAGUUUUUCGGCUGUGCCACGUAACUUUGAUUGUUACUGUUCAAAUAUUUACUACCUGAGCCUUUCACUCCACAGUCUGAGCGCUCACUUUUGGCUUACAUCAAUUUAUAACAUCCAAUAAGUUAUCUCUUAUGUAACUAAUAAAAUUAAAGGUAUUACUUUCAUUAUUAACUGGAUCCAACCAGUCUAUUAUGGUAAUUAUGCAUAUGAAUCUUUUAAUAAGCCACCCUAAACAUUGUAAAGGUGAAAUCUGUUACAAUUUGUAAAGAACUUUUCUUACCCAUGACCAAAUAAAUAUUAAAAUGUUAUAUACAUAAAUUGUGAAUUUUUUAGGAGAAAAGUUAAAUUAUAGAUUCUUUAACAAAAGUUUAACAAGAUUGUAAUAACUAAAAGACAGAUUUUUUACUAUUGUAAGAUAUUUCCAGAGAGCAAGCGUUGUACAACUUAAUUUGUUAUAUGUUGCACAAUUAAAUGUCAAAGGACAUAACAUAAACAUAUAAAAGCUUUGAAAUAAAGUAAUAAUUCUAAUAUUUUACAAUUUUAAUAAAUGUAAGACAAAAAAUUUUUUGAAUCUUGUAAAACAAACAAGAGACUUGACAUUUAAAUAUGGCAGUGGUUAAACAAUAAAUGUUUCUUAUGAGCGA